Messenger RNA from Punctularia strigosozonata HHB-11173 SS5, 1329 nucleotides. RefSeq names its product kinase-like protein. The record is from RefSeq and is a predicted model, not a curated record. NCBI's taxonomy places the organism in Eukaryota, Fungi, Basidiomycota, Agaricomycetes, Corticiales, Punctulariaceae. Bases 1 to 1329 code for a protein of 442 amino acids. Gene Ontology annotation, molecular function: protein kinase activity; ATP binding. Gene Ontology annotation, biological process: protein phosphorylation. The transcript is spliced from 8 exons.
AUGGGUAACCGAUUCAGUCUAAUUAGUGGUCUUGAUCCGCAAUCGCCUGUUCCGGAUCACCGUGGCGCCGAGAGCUUCGGGUCAUGGUGCAAAGAGCUGCGUACGGGAAACGCAGCAGGCGCACACGAUCAAGGCACCCUUGAAAUUCGCAUCACUGAGCCGGACGUGAACAUUUUCAAGAAGAUCUAUCCUAACGACCAUCCUCAUGUCGCAGGUGACCGCCGCACAUUCAGUCGCGACGCCGCUGCGGCACUGAUGGAUCGCCUGCUGGAGUAUCUAGAGCCACCUACCGGAAAUCAUGAUCGUCACGACCAUCCCGAAAUGCCCGCCAUUAGUCGGAUUCUCUCAAAGCUGGCAAUCUUCACCAAUCGGUUCCCUUUAUACCUCGACGAUGUGAACGUGACGAAGCGCCCGAAGCAAGGAGGGUUUGCUGAUGUGUUCGAGGGCACGUGGAAAGGCAAGGCAGUCGCAGUGAAGAGGUUGCGAGCCUACUUAGAUCCUUCCAUCAACCGAGAGCGAUUGGCCAAGACUUUCAUGAACGAAUGUUUGACGUUAUUCUUCCUCAAGCACCAGAACAUUCUGCCUUUCUUCGGCUUGACGGAAUUCUUGGAUACCGACCCUAGUCUCAAUGCUCAGCGCAUUAAUGGCCUCAGCAACUCGCUGGAAGUUAUGCCUUGUCUUGUGACGCCAUGGAUGAACAAAGGCGGCCUGCAGGAGUACAUACAGAACAAAGUUUCUCGCGGCCGAUCCAAGCUCUCCCAAAGGGAGGUUAAACGGCUGCUAUGUGGAGUUGCGACAGGGCUAGCGUAUCUACAUUCGAAGAACGUCGUGCACGGUGACUUGCGAGGGGCCAACGUGCUCGUGGACGAGCACGACAACCCCAGGCUCGCCGAUUUCGGGCUUUCGCUGGUUCUGAAUCAUUUUGCGACGCCAACUUCCAGGACGCAGUCACAAAGUGCCAGAUGGCUUUCACCUGAGCUCAUUGAUGUCAAGGACGCUGACCCAGAGGAACCCAGCGCGAUUCCAUCUUGCAGCAAAGCAGGCGAUGUUUAUGCAUUCGCCUGUGUGUGCUAUGAGGUUCUCACGGGUCGGGUCCCCUUCUACCGCUUUCCUCGCGAGGCACAAGUCAUAUUGAAGGUUAUCCAGGGCGAACGCCCCAUCAAACCGACCGAGGCUGAACUUCAAAAGAGUUCAUGUAUGUUCAAUGCGGAGAUAUGGGCUAUUACAGAGCGGUGCUGGAAGCAGGAACUUGCUGAGCGACCAGAGAUGCGUGCCGUCCGGGACCACCUCAGUGAGGGUGGCAGGCGUCUCGAAGGCCUGGCGUAUUGA